Molecule: messenger RNA, 1547 nt
Organism: Benincasa hispida (wax gourd)
Lineage: Eukaryota; Viridiplantae; Streptophyta; Magnoliopsida; Cucurbitales; Cucurbitaceae
Product: putative ADP-ribosylation factor GTPase-activating protein AGD8
Biological process (GO): COPI coating of Golgi vesicle
Molecular function (GO): GTPase activator activity
Source: RefSeq, a predicted model, not a curated record
UCUGGAGUUUCAGUCCGAUCUUCUUCUUCCCGAUCCUCUUCUUCAUUUCAAUUUCCCGAAGGAGGUGUUCGUUCAAGCACACCCCCUUGGGGAUUUUUCUCUUCCUUUUCCUCUCUAAUGGCAUCCGACAGCUUCUCCGAUAAGAACCUUGUCUUCAGAAAACUCAAAGCCAAGUCCGAUAACAAGAUGUGCUUUGAUUGCAAUGCUAAAAAUCCAACUUGGGCUUCUGUUACCUAUGGGAUCUUCCUCUGUAUUGAUUGUUCCGCUGUGCAUCGCAGCCUUGGCGUCCAUGUUAGUUUCGUCAGGUCCACGAAUUUAGAUUCUUGGAGUGUGGAGCAGCUUAAAACAAUGAGCUUUGGAGGGAAUAACCGAGCACAGGUUUUCUUUAAGCAGCAUGGAUGGACCGAUGGAGGCAAAAUUGAGGCCAAAUAUACGUCAAGAGCUGCUGAAUUGUAUAGACAACUACUUUCGAAAGAAGUGGCGAAAAGUAUGGCAGAAGAGCCGGCAUUGCCAUCUUCCCCAGUUGCUUCUCUAUCAGGCCAAGUAACAAAUGGCCCUCCUGUCAAGACUAAUGAAACUGUGAAAGAGAAUGUCUCAGGAAAGCAAGAAGCUCCAGAAGUUUCUGCUUCACCAAAAGCUUCUCAGACGGUAUUUUCUAGUACUGUCAAGAAGCCCAUUGGUGGGAAGAAGCCAGGGAAGACUGGGGGACUUGGUGCCCGAAAGCUUACUACAAAGCCAAGUGAAAAUCUAUAUGAUCAGAAACCUGAAGAACCAACAGUUCCAAUUUCAUCUUCAACGGCGCCCAAAACUGCUGCAACUGGUUCAUCUUUUGCAUCUCGCUUUGAAUAUGUAGAAAAUGUUCAAUCAUCUGAUGUGAAUGCUAGUGGCUCUCAUGUAGUUAGCCAUGUAGCUCCCCCAAAGGCAACAGGCUUCUUUGCUGAAUUUGGAAUGGAUGGUGGUUUUCCAAAGAAAGGCAGUUCCAGUUCCUCGAAAGUGCAGAUUGAAGAAAGUGAUGAAGCAAGGAAGAAAUUCUCCAAUGCUAAAUCUAUUUCAUCAGCCCAAUAUUUUGGUGAUCAGAACAGAGCUGAUGCUGAAGCUCAGGUCUCCCUGCAAAAGUUCUCGGGCUCAGCUUCCAUCUCUAGCGCCGAUCUAUUCGGUAACCAGCGAGAUAAUCCUUCCGUCGAUCUUACUGCAACCGAGUUUAUUAACCGGAUUUCUAUUCAGGCACAGCAGGAUCUUUCUUCUCUCAAGAACAUUGCAGGAGAAACAGGGAAGAAGCUAAGCUCUUUGGCAUCCACAUUAAUUACAGAUCUUCAGGACAGAAUCAUUUGAUUAUUUUCAAGUGUUUCCCCAUUGUAGAAUUUGGCUUCAACUCGAUACGGUUUUUAUUACCAGCUGAUUUUAUUACUGAGGAAUGUAAAGAAAUUCAGUUAUACAGAUUCUUUCAAAAAGCAACCUUUUACACAGGACUUGAAUUGGCUGGUUCUUUUGUUUUGUUUUUCUAGCAGCUGCAGUGAACAUGUGCUUUAGUUCUUUUUUGUAGCAAA